Trichosurus vulpecula (common brushtail) is the source of this 945-nucleotide messenger RNA. Its product is annotated as olfactory receptor 9A4-like. Gene Ontology annotation, molecular function: G protein-coupled receptor activity; olfactory receptor activity. Gene Ontology annotation, biological process: G protein-coupled receptor signaling pathway. Gene Ontology annotation, cellular component: membrane. The coding region runs from base 1 to 945 and encodes 314 amino acids. NCBI's taxonomy places the organism in Eukaryota, Metazoa, Chordata, Mammalia, Diprotodontia, Phalangeridae. The transcript has a single exon. The record is from RefSeq and is a predicted model, not a curated record.
AUGAAUGGUAACAACACAGGAAUUCUGGAAUUGAGGCUGCUUGGUUUUUCUGGCUCACAAGAUUUCCGCCACAUGCUCUUUUCCAUAUUCUUCCUCCUAUAUAUGGUGAUAAUAAUUGGGAAUUCAGUCAUAAUUAUUAUGGUGUGCAUGAACUGCCAUCUCCACUCCCCCAUGUAUUUCUUUCUCAGUAACCUCUCUGCUAUGGAGAUUUUUAUCACAUCGGUGGUUACUCCUACCAUGUUGGAGGGGUUGUUGACCACCCAGAUUCAAACAAUGUCCUUCGGUACAUGUAUAGCUCAACUCUACAUUUACCUUUCUGUGGGGACUUCAGAGUUUGUGUUGUUGGCAGCAAUGGCUAUAGACCGAUACGUAGCUAUCUGUAAUCCCCUGAGGUACAGCCUCAUCAUGAACCACCAUGUCUGCCUCUUGAUGGCUCUCACAUGCUGGGUAUUUGGGUUUCUGUUCCAAAUCUGGCCAGCUGUUGCAACAUACCAUCUUUACUUCUGUGGGCCAAAUACAUUGAAUCAUUUUUACUGUGAGAGAGGCCAGUUGCUCAGACUCACUUGUGGUGACAGCAGAUUUCAGCAGUUCAUCCUUUUCCUGAUGGCAGCUUUCGUUCUUUUUGGCACUUUGCUUCCAACCAUCAUCUCCUACAUCUACAUCAUCUGUACCAUCCUGAGGAUCCCUUCUGUUUCUGGCCGGAAUAAGGCCUUCUCCACCUGUGCCUCCCACUUCACUGUGGUGGUGAUAGGCUAUGGCACAUGUCUGUUUCUCUAUGUGAAGCCCAAGCAGACCCAAGCGGCUGAGUAUAACAAGAUGAUUUCCCUGAUGACAUCAGUGGUGACUCCGUUGCUGAACCCCUUCAUCUUCACUCUGAGGAAUGACCAAAUCAAGAAGGUUCUCAUAGAUGGAGUAAAACGAUUAAGUCAUUUCUUAAAGAAGUAG